AUGGAGGAAUCCAUUAUUAUAACACAUAUCCAAAUACAAGAACAGGCUUUAUCAGGAUUUAAAUAUUCCUUCCAGUAUAAGUUCGGUAGUAGGCAGGACCCGAGUGAGUUGCUCAAGCCCCCCAUCCAGGUGUACGGGCUGGAAGGGCGCUAUGCCACCGCGCUGUACUCUGCCGCCACCAAGCAGAAGAAGCUGGAGCAGGUAGAGAAGGAGCUGAGCCGAGUAUGGACUCUUCUGAAAGACCCCAAGCUGUCCAGUGUUGUUAUGAACCCUCAUACCAAGAGCGCAGUUAAACAAAAAGCUGUGAAUGAUGCUUUGGCAAAAGAGAAGAUGUCCCCUGUUACUGUCAACCUGAUGAAUUUGCUUGCAGAAAACGGUCGCUUGCGUUACACUCCAGGCAUUGUUUCUGCGUUCGGGAAGAUCAUGAGCGCAUACCGAGGAGAAGUGCUGUGCACCAUCACCACCGCACAGCCCUUGGAUGAUGCCAACCUUACUGAGCUAAAAAGUGCUCUGAGUGGAUUCUUGGCCAAGGGAGAGGUCUUAAAGCUGGAGACCAAGACUGAUCCGUCAAUCCUUGGUGGCAUGAUUGUCAAUAUCGGGGAGAAGUACGUGGACAUGUCAACAAGGUCAAAGAUCCAGAAACUCACCAAAAUCAUGAGAGAGACUGUCUAGCAAGCUGUCCUUGUCGCUCACGGUGAAACCUGUCAGAUGGAAACAAUAAAAUUAUUUCUUCUUGAA
This is a messenger RNA of Pygoscelis adeliae (Adelie penguin), 738 nucleotides long. It is a transcript of the gene ATP5PO, whose product is annotated as ATP synthase, H+ transporting, mitochondrial F1 complex, O subunit. Gene Ontology annotation, cellular component: membrane. Gene Ontology annotation, biological process: proton motive force-driven mitochondrial ATP synthesis. The transcript has 7 exons. The coding region runs from base 1 to 672 and encodes 223 amino acids. NCBI's taxonomy places the organism in Eukaryota, Metazoa, Chordata, Aves, Sphenisciformes, Spheniscidae. The record is from RefSeq and is a predicted model, not a curated record. Gene Ontology annotation, molecular function: proton-transporting ATP synthase activity, rotational mechanism.